AUGCAAGGCAUCUCGCACCCUAACUGGAAGCGCAUUGGAACUCCCAGGGCUAUUGGUGCUCUGUUGAACGUGGACAAAAAACUCCCAUCACCUAUAUUCCCGAUAACAACGGAGCCAAACUCUGACUGUGAAGACAGCAAUAAUGCAAGUUCAACGGUACCCAUACAUGCUCAGGAUUCAAAUGAUAAUGUUGCCCAGGAAUCUACUAACUCCAAUGACACCUGGGCUAGCGAGGAAUUCAAGGCCCAGCUUGUUUUGAAUGUGACCCAAGCACAGCGAGAUGUUUGCCUGGCAGAGAAGACACUCGCAGACUCCGUUCUCAAGCAGAAUGUUGCACUUGGGAAACUCUAUGAGUUCGAGGCUACAGAAGCUGAGAGGAAAUUGGAGGAUGCUGAUAUCGACAUUGGUUAUGUACACCAUUCGGUCUGCAAAAGUGGAAUCACACUGUUGGAGGACUUUGCUACUAGUAAACCUCGAAAACACUGUCGCAAAUCUACUAGUCACGUUGAUAGUGAUACACUCAGCCCGGAAGUAGAUUUAGCUCGGCCACCACCACUGGCAGAAACAGGAUCUCCGAGCACAACUCCGAGUCAAACACUCGAUUAUGAUAUGGUGUCCAAUUCUUUGGGCUUCAAGUUGUGGAACUGA
Molecule: messenger RNA, 648 nt
Organism: Suillus paluster
Lineage: Eukaryota; Fungi; Basidiomycota; Agaricomycetes; Boletales; Suillaceae
Exons: 3
Coding region: 1-648 (215 amino acids)
Source: RefSeq, a predicted model, not a curated record